UCAAAGAGAGCAUAUACACUGUUAUCAAGGUACCAUAAACGAGGCUAAAAGAGACGACGAACCCUUAAUCGCGGCAAUCGAGACUAGCACACCAAAGAGCUCAUAUUAUCUUUACCGAAUACCAUGAGCCCCGAAGAUAAGAAAUUAGCGAUCAUAGCUGGUAUUGCUUUCUUAACUGGAGUGUUCGUUGGGUACAAGCUGAAGACUUGGCGCGUUUCUUAUUUGAAGAAGAAAAGGGACUGGUUUGCUAAGAAACUUGCUGCAACAAACAGGGACAUCGUUUCAUAGGGGGUUUCGGUUUCAUAGUGCAUAGCGUUAUCUUCGUUUAUCUGUGAGCUUUUAUAUAUAUAUACACACCAUCAACAGUCAGAGAUGUUACCUGCAAUAGUAAUCCAUGGUGGAGCAUGGGCUAUCCCAGAUAAUCUGGCCGAGGCCAGUGUGCUAGCAGUGAAAGAAGCUGCACAGAGAGGAUAUGAGAUUCUACAGGGAGGGGGAAGUGCCUUGGAUGCUGUGGAAGCAGCUGUUAUAUUACUGGAAGAUAACCCUGCUUUUGAUGCAGGCACUGGAGCUGUACUGAAUGAAGAUGGAGAAGUAGAGUUAGAUGCUAUGAUAAUGGAAGGAAAGUCUCUAGCAGCAGGUGGAGUUUGCUGUGUGAAGAACAUAAAGAACCCAGUUCAACUUGCUAGACUAGUCAUGGAAAAUACUGACCAUGUUCUUCUAUCAGGCCAAGGUGCUAAUACAUUUGCUAAAAGUCAGGGAAUAGAAGAGGUUCCUGUUGAAAUACUGGUCACAGAAGAGAGCAAAAGAGAGUGGGAGACUUACAUGCAGUUCAGAAAAACUGUAAAAGUUCUGUUUAGAGAAAGACAGUCUGAUCAUGAUACAGUAGGGGCAGUGGCAGUGGAUAGCAAUGGAAAUGUGGCAUGUGCAACUUCUACUGGUGGAAUAACUGCAAAAAUGGCAGGAAGAGUAGGGGACAGUCCACUCAUUGGCAGUGGUGGAUAUUGUGACAAUGAUGUAGGAGCUGUGUCAUGUACAGGUCAUGGGGAGUCCAUCUUGAAGGUGUGCCUGGCCAGACACAUUAUUCAACUUAUGGCAGACGGUCAUACUGCUCAGCAAGGCGUUGAAGCAGCACUAACUUCAAUGUCCAGGAAGGUGCAGGGUACAGGGGGCGCUGUUGUUGUCAGUAAUAAAGGGGAACUUGGCAUGCAUUUCAACACAGAGAGGAUGGCAUGGGCAGCCAUGAGAAAUGGGGACCUAAAGUGGGGUCUGAAUCCUGGUGAAGAAGGAAUUGGGGUUCUGGAUAGUUCACAAAAACUUUCUGUUCCACCCACCCCAGCAGCUGUGCAGUCAGAUGUAACACCCUGUAUAGUUGUUCAUGGGGGUGCUGGAUCAGGAUUUAUCCCUUCUGGCAGUCAGAAGUAUGAAGCAUACACAGAAGGGGUUUUGGCUGCUAGUAAAGCAGGCUAUCAGGUUCUGAAAGAUGGAGGCAGUGCAGUAGAUGCAGUAGUUGUAGCUGUCAAAGUGAUGGAAGAUAAUCCUUCAUUUAAUGCAGGCACAGGCUCCAAACUGACAGUGGCGGGUACUGUAGAAAUGGAUGCACUGGUGUGUGACGGGCAGACACUGAAUUCUGGUGCAGUGGCAACAGUGAAAAAUAUAAAAAAUGCUAUAGAACUUGCAAAGCUAGUGAUGGACAAGACAGAUCACAUGUUGAUAGUAGACAAGGGUGCAAAUGUCUUUGCUUCAAAGAUGAAUAUUCAGGAAGUAGAUCCAUUAUAUCUUGUCACUGGAAGGUCUUUAGAUUCAUUGAAGACAUACACAUCAUCCUAUACUAAAGCAACUGUAGGAGGAUACGAGAAAAGGGCACUCCAUGAAACUCUACCUUCAUCGAGUGCUGAACAUGAAACAGUAGGGGCUGUAGCUGUGGAUUAUCUUGGAAACGUGGCUAGUGCGACAUCUACUGGUGGCAUCACUGCUAAAAUGUGUGGGAGAGUUGGAGAUGUUCCAAUUGUUGGUGCUGGUGGUUAUGCCGACAAUCAAUAUGGGGCAGUGUCUACAACAGGGCAUGGGGAAGCUAUAGCACGGUUAUGUCUAGCAAAAUUGGUCAUUGAACUCAUAGCAAAAGGUAACAGUGCCCAGCAGGCCAGUGAGAAAGCCCUGCACCAACUGGCUAAAAGAAUUGAGGAGGCAGCAGGUGCUGCUGGGCUUAUUACAGUGACACCUGGUGGGGAUAUUGGUGUUUAUACCAUAACUGGGGGUAUGUCCUGGGCUGCAAUAAAGAACAAUGAACCAUGUUAUGGUAUCAAUCAUGGGGACUAUUUAAAAACAACUCUGUGAAGUUGUUAAGCAUUAUAUUUUACAAGUGAGACUCAUACCAUUGUCAUUUUUGACAAGCCUUGGAAUAAGUUUUAUGUGUAGUACAACAUUAAGGAUAGGUUCCCACAGUUUAUAUGAUACAAUUAUCUUUCCAAGGAUAUGUGUAUGUAUCAAUUCAACCAUCAAAAGCCUAAAUAUGCUACAUUAUGUUUCAAAAGUGUACAGUAGACCCCCCCCCCC
Lingula anatina is the source of this 2553-nucleotide messenger RNA. RefSeq names its product isoaspartyl peptidase/L-asparaginase. Gene Ontology annotation, cellular component: cytoplasm. Gene Ontology annotation, molecular function: asparaginase activity. The record is from RefSeq and is a predicted model, not a curated record. NCBI's taxonomy places the organism in Eukaryota, Metazoa, Brachiopoda, Lingulata, Lingulida, Lingulidae.